This is a messenger RNA of Arthroderma uncinatum, 699 nucleotides long. RefSeq lists its product as uncharacterized. The coding region runs from base 1 to 699 and encodes 232 amino acids. The transcript has a single exon. The record is from RefSeq and is a predicted model, not a curated record. Lineage: Eukaryota; Fungi; Ascomycota; Eurotiomycetes; Onygenales; Arthrodermataceae.
AUGUCCGAAUCGAACGAACCUCCGUUGCACAUAUAUGCACGCAACGCCGAAGUCACGAUAGACCAUCGAUCUCUUGACCCUUGGACAUUUGUUAAUGACUUCGAUCGAGUUUUUUGCGGUGAUGACUUGACUGCGUCCUUCCGUGAGGGCGACACUGAGGAGACUCAGGCACGGGUCUCCGUGGAAUCAGACCUCGCUGAAAAGCUCCCAGUAGGUAAAACCGGUGGGAAGUUAUUGUCAUCUAUCUACAAACUACACCGAAAAUUCAAAGUUCCUUUAGACGGAAGCUACUCGCGUCAGGGACUUCCAGACCGCCACCGAGCAGACCGAUUCCAUAUAGAUUCACCAAUUCUCGGACCGGCCGCACCGCGCGAGCUCCUCUUCUCGACAGCCCUGCCGUCACUCGAUGAGUUUCAUCUGGAUCCGCCUUUGGAAAAGCUAGACGAUGAAAACGAUGAAAGCCUAGUUAUUCCUAGCUACGCGUUGAACUUCUCGAAAGAGGUUGAGGAAGAAAUCGCCAAAGAAGUCAUAGUUCGUCCAUACUCUACGCCGUACUUGCGGGAGGUACAAAGCUACCAGGACCAGGCACCUCGCAGCUUAUUGCCAUAUAUAGGUCCGAAACCUAGCCAUUAUCCCUUGCUGCACAAGGUUCGUUGCAUUAUCCAGCAUUAUAAACCAGUACAAAAUGUCACUAUCUAA